GCCUUCUAAAGGGCUGGUGGAAGUGGAAAGCAAUCAGAUAGAGGCUUCAACGUGACCUGUCUCCAUCAGCACCUGCUGGGCUAUGAGCCAAACCAGGGAUUUACAGGGAGGAAAAGCUUUUGGGCAGCUGAAGGCCCAGCAGGAGGAGAGACUAGACGAAAUCAACAAGCGAUUCCUGGAUGAUCCCAAAUACAGCAGUGAUGAGGAUCUGCCCUGUAAACUGGAAGCCUUCAAGAAAAAAUACAUGGAAUUUGACCUAGAUGGAAAUGGAGAUAUCGAUAUCAUGUCCCUGAAAAGAAUGCUGGAGAAACUUGGGGUUCCCAAAACCCAUCUGGAACUAAAGAAAUUAAUCAAGGAAGUUUCCAGUGGCUCUGGAGAGACUUUCAGCUACUCGGACUUUCUUAACAUGAUGCUGGGAAAGAGAUCAGCCAUCCUAAAAAUGAUCCUGAUGUAUGAGGAGAAAGCUAAAGAACAGGAGAAGCCAGUGGGCCCCCCCGCCAAGAAAACUAUCUCUGAACUGCCCUGACUUGUCAGGGAGAGAUGUGGUGAGAUUGAAGGGGAUUCUAAUAACUUUAACAUGGAAAAAGAAGAUAUUAUUGUGAGCCAGUAUCUAAAUUAAAUAAAUUAUCCUCUUCCUUCAGA
This is a messenger RNA of Erinaceus europaeus (western European hedgehog), 642 nucleotides long. It is a transcript of the gene AIF1, whose product is annotated as allograft inflammatory factor 1. The transcript has 6 exons. The coding region runs from base 83 to 526 and encodes 147 amino acids. Gene Ontology annotation, molecular function: actin filament binding; calcium ion binding. The record is from RefSeq and is a predicted model, not a curated record. NCBI's taxonomy places the organism in Eukaryota, Metazoa, Chordata, Mammalia, Eulipotyphla, Erinaceidae. Gene Ontology annotation, cellular component: ruffle membrane; actin filament. Gene Ontology annotation, biological process: actin filament bundle assembly; ruffle assembly.